Messenger RNA from Lineus longissimus, 3671 nucleotides. RefSeq lists its product as uncharacterized. The transcript is spliced from 3 exons. The record is from RefSeq and is a predicted model, not a curated record. Lineage: Eukaryota; Metazoa; Nemertea; Pilidiophora; Heteronemertea; Lineidae. The coding region runs from base 1179 to 3485 and encodes 768 amino acids.
AUAUGUGCAGGAAUAUUGUGGUCUCUUGUUCAGCAUCUUUGAGGGAGAAAAUAUUUCCUCACCGUUUUUGCCGCGGCUUCGUAUUCGUCAUUAUGUGGUGGUAAUUAUCUUUAUAUCAUAGAGUGACCCUUUUUCGUUACCAUUUUUACAAACUUUCCCGUCUUCAUAGUCCUCAAACACUUCGUUUUGAAGGAUUUAUGAUUGCUUCAGGAUUUCAAGCUUGAGUUAAAAUGCUGGUGCCUAAUAGACUGGAAUCAUUAUACAAAUGGACUUUUAAAGAAACUUAUGAAGGCAUUCAGCCAUGCACGACUGGUCUGAGAUUUAUAACCAAACUCAUUUGAACAGGGAAUGAGAGUAGUAUAUGUAAAGAUCCCUAAUUGAAAUUAAUUGUGACAUGUUCUUGUAGUAGACUAAUAAAUCAAACUUAUUAUUGGUCCGUCCACCCUCAGAUGAUCUUCUUAUAAAAGUGUUUGCCUUGUAAAUAUUAGGGAAUAUUUGAACCAAAACCACUAGACCUUCUAAGGAAUCCUGAUCGGGACAGAACAAACGUUUUGAAACAUUUCAUGAUAAAGAGUGACAUUGGGUGAUAUGAAUAAAGACUAGUAAAUGAUUUUACUUCAGUUUUGUACAGAAAGGCCUAGUGUAAAUGUACAUGAGGUUUUCAGUAAAAGCAAUUGCUAGUCUUUAUUCAUAUCACCCAUUGUCAUGCUCACUUCCAAGGAAGGUAACAUGGCGCUUUAGACUACAGACAGCCCAUAUAGCCCAAUAAGUCCAAUCCCGAACUUAAAGAAGCCAGUUAUAGACUAGAGUGAGGCUGAAGUGAUUGUUGGUUCAAAUAUUCUUGAUACGUCCUUUGCCUCAUUCGAUUCAAUUAGGAUGAUGCAAUGGACAGCCUCGGGAGUCUAGAACAGAUUGGAUAGAAGACUUCUGAUGAGGAAGCCACUGGUUAGGAGAUGUGACUGAUCCAUUCGAAUUUGACAAUUUGACAAAGCCCAGGGAUAUUUGUACCAGUAUCUUUUGGAGUAAAAACACUUUCACAACUGUGUAGCAUGUAAGGACAGAACUAAGGAACAACCACGUCCAAGGCAAAUGAAAGACAAACUGGGGAUAAAACUUGACACACUUAAAUCAGGGAUGAUUAGUCAUGUCCUCCGCUAUGAGAAUCAGGCACGGAAGGGAUGAGAAGCCUUGACAAUACAUCAUCAUUAAUAUUGCCAGAAUAUCUCCACACCAAGAUGGAGCAAUCUUGUCCCUACUCAGCACUCGCAAACUACCAAUCCCUCAAACUUGCCCAAGGUGUCCAACAAAAACACCUUGGAGCUGGAAAAUUACUUUCAAGACGUUCUAUCAGAGCACAAGCACAGCAGAACCGCAUAUCGUCUGCAAGUAGAGAAAUACCAGACGUUUUCAAUAACCUCAGAGUUCUGAAGGAUCAAACAUUUCUGACAAACAUUCUGACACCAACGAAGAGUCAGACUUCAAAACUGCCCAAUGGUCUUAUCGACUCUUCGCCGCUGAAAUCAACAAAUAUUUCUUCUUUCAAAGACUUUCGAGACCAACAAGGUCCUUGUUCAAAUCUUGUGGUUGAUGAUGACAUUACUAAUAUCAGCUCCAAUGGACGACAAAAUAGCAGGUCACCUACCAGGAUUAAAGUUUUCACGCCAACCCCAAAGGGGAGUGAGCGUUAUCAUAGUAAAAAGGGACGGCGAUCGAAUAGUGCCUAUAACGGAAGGGAUAAAAACAAAACUUCAGCAGAUGCAAUACAGGGCUUGACCACUGAACCUCAUCCGCUGGAUGCGCAAGCUACUGUGAUUGGCUCCGAGAAAUAUAGGAUGGUGCAAAUUGGCCUGCAAAACAAUGCUAAGAUAGGUGAUGUGAUGACCGAGAUAGAUCGUUUGACUGCACACCCAGGUAUCGUGUCAUCUCAAGGGCAGACGUUACUACCAGAGAUAAACACUGAAGGUGCUGACACUUACGAGUCGUUUAUCACUACAUUCAGCCGGGAUGCUGGUAAUUACACACAUACCAUGGCUGUGACUGAUUUCGCAUCCCGUAAAGGUGUUCUUCCACGGGCCUCACCCCUCCACGCUCAUUACGAACGCAAUGAAGCAAUGAAAGCAGAAGAGGGCCAAAGGGAUUCGGAGUUUCCUAAAAAGCUUGGGCGACAGGUUGGUCGGAAUGGUAAGCUUGAUUUCCGAUACAUGAAGAGGUACAACUCAGAAACGCUGAAAGUACCUGAAGUCCCAUCUUGUCUGCGGCGAACACGCAAACCAAUAUGGCACGCUGAGACCAGUAAACAAACACGACCAGAUCGACCAAGCUCAACACAAAGUGACAGUUCAAUGAGAGCGCGUGUAUCUUCUGUUCAAAAACCAGAUUUGGUGGCCAUUCCACCUGAAAUGGAGUUUUAUAGGUACAAAGUUCCCUCUCCGUUCAAUCAAGAUGUUCCGCUCACCUACAAGUCUACCAAGCCUAUCAAUGACAAUGGCGCUCAUGAUGUCGAGCCAAUCAAAAUCAAGGUACCCACAAUGGCAGCUUUCAUGAGCGACCAAUCAAGUCGGGAAACCGGAUCAGAAUAUUCAAAAGAAUCGAGGUCCAAUUCUGCAAAUGUCUCAGAUACACCGUCAAAGGGUAAACAAGCUGAAAGAGCAGAUCUGCAGAUUGUGGGUGUCACCUUCAGCCCAUCAUCUGGAGAUAUUGGUGACAAUAGACUUAAUGAUCAGUUAGAUGAUGAAAAUGAAGAAGUACUUGAGGGACAGACGAGUGUAGGUCUGAAUAAUCUCAAAAAUAACUCAAAUGGAUUGUCGUCUGCGUCCAAUAGAACAACUCGGUCUCAUCAGAGGUCAAAUUCGCGGCCUACUUCUCAGAUGUCGAAAAAGUCUCAUCUGAACUCGCAGCCAAAGUCAUGUGAUCCAAGCCUGGACAUUCGCUCAGUUCAAAUCAGUUCCCGCAGUUCAACACCAAGGACAAAACCCACAAGAACACCAUCACCAGUCCGAACAGUUGAUCACCCAGAUUGGUCAGGCGAGACGAGGGAUGUGGGAGAAAAUUACAAUUCUGAAGACUCUGAAAGAGACAAGGAUGAUAUGAAUUCGGAUGAGUUAACUGUAACUAAAGUGAAUGAUGUAGAUAACAUCAACAACACUAGUGAUGUAAACAUCGCUGAUGAUGUAGACAAUGAAGUCACUCAAGUUGGUGAUAAUUUGUUCAAUCAAUCUUCAGAAAAUGUCGCCGAAAAUCUGUCAAAUAACAAUGUACACAAAUCUUUAGGUAGUGCUAAGAAUCCAAAGAUGCCUAAUGCUAUGUUCGACAUGAAUGCUUAUGAUGGAUUCCAACACAGCAAGUUCAGGCGAGACACGGACUCCAGGAGGUCAAACCGAGUGGUUUAUAAUGAUGAAACAAAGGUCAAAUACCUGAAGGUCAAGGUCGGAGAACCUGGUUCAGGAAAUAAGGGGUUGGAAGACGGGGUUGGGUUUCAAAGUUAAACUUUGCCGAUAAAAUGCGGUUAUCUGGUUGAUACAAAAGCAUAGUGUACAACGUGUAGGGUCAAGUAAAUGAUUUAACAGCAAUUGCUCCAGUUGGUUUAUUUUGCAAUAGGUUCCCAACAAGUCAGCACCCUCAACGACUAAAAAGCAUCAGGUUCCACUAAGUUGACUAUUAACAUGCCACAA